Lentinula edodes (shiitake mushroom) is the source of this 3984-nucleotide messenger RNA. RefSeq names its product RecF/RecN/SMC. Gene Ontology annotation, molecular function: protein binding; ATP binding; ATP hydrolysis activity. Lineage: Eukaryota; Fungi; Basidiomycota; Agaricomycetes; Agaricales; Omphalotaceae. The record is from RefSeq and is a predicted model, not a curated record. Gene Ontology annotation, cellular component: chromosome. The transcript is spliced from 18 exons. The coding region runs from base 1 to 3984 and encodes 1327 amino acids. Gene Ontology annotation, biological process: mitotic chromosome condensation.
AUGGACGAGGAUGAAGGGGAAACAAAGCCGACAGGUGUAGAUGAAGAAGACGAGGAAUUGGAGGAAGAAAAAUCGCUUUUGAUUGACUAUCCACCUUCUUUGCCACCUGCAUCACAGUCUCAAGCCAAAGUUGUCCUUGAAGAGCCGAAGGGCCCUCAAUCUCGACUAGUCAUCCACAAACUUGCUCUCGUCAACUUUAAAAGCUAUGCCGGUCGACAAGAGAUAGGCCCCUUUCAUAAGUCGUUUUCUUCAAUCGUAGGAGCGAACGGGUCAGGGAAGUCUAAUACCAUCGAUGCGCUUCUUUUUGUGUUCGGAUAUCGUGCCGCAAAAAUGCGACAAGGCAAAUUGUCCGAACUAAUCCACAACUCUGCUCGCUAUUCAGAUCUUGACCAUUGCACUGUCGAGGUGUAUUUUCGCGACAUAAUUGACCUGCCUGGUCCUGACACUUUUGAAAUCGUUCCCGGUUCCAAUCUCACCGUAGCACGCAAUGCGUACAGAGAUAACACGAGUACUUACACUAUCAAUGGACGUAGUAGCUCUUACAAGGAGGUUCAGAGCCUUUUAAAGGGGCGAGGAAUUGAUUUGGAUCAUAAGCGAUUUUUAAUUUUGCAGGGCGAGGUCGAGUCCAUCGCUCAGAUGAAGCCCAAAGGCGGAGAGCACGACGAAGGGCUGCUUGAAUACCUGGAAGAUAUCAUUGGGACCUCUAAGUAUAAAGAGCCCAUCGAGACUGCCUUCGUAGACCUGGAAAAUCUCCAAGAGAGCCGUCAAGAGAAGCUGAAUCGCCUACGUCUUGUUGAAAAAGAGAAGAACGCUCUGGAAGAUAAAAAGAAAGAGGCCGAGGAGUAUCUAAGGCUCCAGAACGAACUGGUUCGAGCGCAGUCCAAGCUCUACCAGUGGUACAUUUGGCAGACCCUCAACAGCGAGAACAAAAUUCGUGCAUUAAUGGAGAAAGCCGAAGAAGAGCUAGAGGAAGAAAAAGCAAAGAAUAAGGAUGAUAUCGAGCACUUGGAGCAACUUCAGGCUGAUUACAAGGCUUUCGAGAAGGGUUACAAAGAGAUUCAAAAACUGGUUACGGAAGCCGUCCAGUCCUUGUCCGAACAUGAAAAGCAAGAGAUUGGUUUGUCUGAAAAGAGGAAGCAUGCCGCAGGGAAAGCCAAAAAACUGAAGAAAAGUGUGGGUGAUGCUCGCACUGCUCUAAAUACCGCACAACAUACGAUUGAAGAUAGUGAAGAGAAACUGGAGAAGGAGAAGAGGAAGUUGGACGAUUACGAAGAGUCUCUGGGUGUAGAGGAGAAGAUUUUGGAGGAAGUUCAGGACAGCCUUCGAGACAAAACCCAGAAAUUUUAUGACCAGAAAGAAUCCCUACAGAAGGACCUUCAGCCUUGGACUGCCAAGAUCAAUGCUAAACAGAAAGAAAUUGACGUUGCCCGUGGUGAACGUGACGCAUUGGUCAAAAAGGUCGAAUCCAUCCAAACAGCUUUGCAUGAAGCCGAGACACAUCUGGAGAAAGUUAAUUCUGACCAGGAGGAGAAGGUCAAGUUGCUUUCUGAGGCUAAAAGUGAAAAGGCAGAGUUAAACGACAAAAAGGAGGCAGCGACAGAAAGACUGAACAAAGCGCAAGAAGUUGAACAAGCCUGCAGAACGAAAGCAUCGUCAUCGCAUCAGCGAGUGCUAGAAGCGAAAGCUUCACAGGCUGAGACUAGAUCUCAAGGCAAGGUACUUGAAAGCCUUACCCGCAUGCAAGACACUGGACGUAUUACCGGCUUCCAUGGUCGUCUCGGAAGCCUUGGUACCAUUCCAGAGAAAUACGAUGUCGCCAUUACCACUGCCUGCCCAAGCUUGAACAACAUGGUUGUCGAUACCGUAAAACAGGGCCAGGCAUGCCUUGAGUACCUACGCUCUAACAAUAUCGGCCGAGCGACCUUCAUGGUCCUCGAAAAAAUCAGUUAUCAUCCAUCAACGCUUUCAACGCCAAACACUCCAGAAAACGUUCCGAGACUUUUCGACCUUAUCACCCCGAAAGACCCGAAGUUCGCAGAGGUCUUUUACAAAGCUGUCGGAGACACGUUGGUCGCGACAGACAUGGACCAGGCUAAUCGCAUAGCAUUUGGGGAAAGGCGGACAAAGGUUGUCACAUUGGCCGGGCAGGUCAUCGAGACUUCUGGUGCUAUGUCCGGAGGUGGAGGAGCGCCUGCAAAGGGUGGGAUGAGCUCAAAAUUGGCUAAAGAUUCUGUCAGUCCUCGGCAGUUGCAGGAACUUGAGCAAAAUCGGGAAGAGGCUCAGGCGAAACUCGAGGAGGCAAUUGCGGCCGUGCGUAGUGCUGAGGCGGAAUACGAGAAGCUUAAUCGUUCAGGUCCAGAGAUCGACCUUCGCUAUGAGAAGCUAGGUCUUGAUAUUCAGCAAGGGAAAUCUCGAAUUGAGGAAGCAGAGAAACGUCUGAAAAAUCUGAGGACACAUUCGAAACCGGAUAAGAACGACAUCGCUCGGAUCAAGAAUCUUGAAGACAACCUCGCCCGAUUCGAGGUCGAGAUCGCUGACUUGAAAGAGAAAGCAAGUGAAAUCGAGGCAUCUCUACAAGAAGUCGAGGACAAGAUCAUGAAGAUCGGAGGGUCCAAACUCAUGGCCCAGAAAUCCAAAGUCGAAGGACUCAGGAAUCAUAUCAAUCUCACAAAUGACGCCAUCACCAACGCUGAGGUCACCAAAGCCAAAGCGGAAAAGGACGUUGACAAACAUAGACAUACCGUCGAUACCGAUGCCGCUGCACUCGAACAACUGGAAACAGAGCUGGCGGAACUUGAUGGCCAACUGAAAGAAUUGCAAGGCUUUGUGAAAACUGUAAAGGCAAAAGUGGAGGCUGCUGAGGCCGCUGAAGAAAGCAAAAGAGAAGCAUUGGCCGAACGAAAAGCUCAGCUCGAAGAAAAGGCUGAGGCAGUAGAAGCAUUCCGUCAGACCGAGAUCAAACUUCAGAAGACUAUCGACGGUCAUCGAAAAGAUAUUGAACAAAUUUCUUCACAAGUCGAGCGCUUUCGACAACUGCAUGAUGCCCUAUCAUUAGAAGAUAUCGAUGAUGAUGAUGAGGAGGAAGGGGACGAUGAAGGGGAAGAAGAAGGGACGGCGGAACAUCCAGGUGAAAAUGAACCUCAGAAAAACAAAAAUGAAGAAGAAGAGGUCAAUGUCAAAGUAACUCUAGCCGACACCUUCAAGGAGGAAGAGGUCCCGAACAAACUUCAUGAGUACAAGACUGCGGAACUACAGAAGUUCAAGGAGCGGGAUAUGAUGGUCGACGUGCAAGCUCUAGAAGAUCAAAUCAAACGAGCGAAGCCCAACUUGAAUGUACUCAAAGAGUAUAAGCGUCGGGAAGCAGAGUUCCUCAGUCGACACGAUGAUCUUGAGAAAGUUGUGGCUUUGCGUGACGCUCAGAAAAAGAAAUAUGAGGAUCUUCGCAAGCAGCGCCUGGAGGAAUUUAUGGCUGGCUUCAGUACUAUUUCGCUCAAACUCAAGGAAAUGUAUCAGAUGAUCACCCAAGGUGGAAAUGCCGAACUCGAAUUGGUUGAUAGCAUGGAUCCUUUUGCGGAAGGAAUUAUCUUCAGUGUGAUGCCUCCGAAGAAGAGCUGGAAGAAUAUCUCAAAUUUAUCCGGUGGAGAAAAGACUUUAAGCUCUCUUGCGCUAGUUUUCGCCUUACACACUCAAUGCUCUCUUCAGCCCACGCCUCUCUAUUUCAUGGAUGAGAUAGACGCCGCUCUUGACUUCAGAAACGUAUCAAUCAUCGCAAAUUACAUCAAAGAUAGAACAAAAAAUGCACAAUUUAUCAUUAUUUCACUUCGAAAUGACAUGUUUGAACUCAGUCAUCGUCUCAUCGGGAUAUACAAAACUGCGAAUGUUACCCAGAGCAUCUCAAUCGACAAUCAUGCUUUGACUGCUCGUCCUCCGAGUUCCAUAUCUAUAGCUGCAUCUACUACUACCAGUCCUUCAAAAUCGAACUAG